UUUAACGGACAGAUUUUGCAGAAAAUAGGCCUACAAUUAUUCAGUUAUGAUAAUCAAUGGCAAAGGGAGCAGACGUGACCAUUUUUCAUGCAACGGCAAUACAGAACAGAAGUAGUUGACAUGAAUUGCUUGACAAAAUGGAUCACAAGGAAGCGGCUUCUAAACUGAUGUUCAGCAUAGAUUUGCUACCACAAGUUUCAAGGCACAUCGAUUUUCUGGAAAAGGUUGCUGAAAGUCCAGACCUUAAAGACAAACAUGUGCUGAGACGUGCUACAUACAGAUACGAAAAGUACUGGCUGCCGCUUGCCGCUGAACACAGGGACGAAUGUCUAGCUGCUCCACUUGAUAUUGAGUGGAUAUGGCAUUGUCAUAUGCUUUCGCCAAGGAACUAUAAAAGGGACUGCAUUGCUCUUGUCGGAACAGUCAUCAACCAUACAUUUUACAAUAAGCAAGAGAGAGAUUCGAGUUUGCAAGCUGCCAAGAACCACUGGUUACAGAAGUACGGAGAGAAGGAUGAACCUUUCACGAUGGAAUUCAGCACACUUGAUAAAGAGGCUCUUGAGAAUUUUACAUCUGCUCUGUCUUACGAUCUUGUUGAAGCCGCAGCAAGACAAUCAUCAUUCUAUGAUAAGAUAACAUCACUGGAAUGCACGAAUGAAGACGAUCUACUAAGAAUCAACGAAAAAUAUAAACAGUAUCUUUACUUGUGCAAACUUCUACCUAAACUCCCGCUUACUCCAAGUAUCGGCAUGGAUCUGCUGUGGCACAUCCACCAAGCAAAUCCACUGGCGUACAAGUACGAUAUGGAAACAAUCCUUCGAAGAUUGUUACAGCAUGACGACACAAGCACAGAUCAUAGUGAAGGCUCGAAGUUACAUAAAGCGACCCAGCUCACGAAGACAAGCUGGGAGAAUGUCUACAACGAACCGUUCGGGGAUUGCAUUAACAUUAACUGCGGGGGCACCUGUGUGCGCUGUACUUGAUCUUGUUAUAAUAGCUGUACCUUCACUUGCGUACCUAAUAUUGAAAACAACUGCUCCGCAACUUCCACUUUAAUUUCUAUGUGAGGACUCACUUGCUCCACUGACAAUCAAAAUACUUCUGUAUGUAUUUUUUGUUGGUCCGUGUAUAAUCGUAGAAUGAUAGUCUGCUCUUAUAAUUGCAACAUGACUUGAUUUAACCCUUAUACCCUGCUAAAUAUCUAUAAUGAACUUGUCUAUUUUUCAAUUUGGACAGUACCAUUAGUUGUUAAAAGGGGCGCAUACCAAAAGGGUACUGACUGAAUAGGAACAGUGCAGAUCAUGACCAGAUGUGCAGGCUGAUCAUGAUCUGCCCUGGUCGCAAAGAAAGAAUUAAUCGUGUCCAGAAUGAAAGGUUAAUUUCUGUUUGAUUAAUAGUUUUAAAAUAUAAAUAAUGUAUAAUGCAUAUUAGGAAAAUGUCUCUGAAAUUAAAUACUCUACGCACAGAUAAAAAAAAAUAUGAUGUAUGCAAUAACAUAUGUUGUAACAGAUUUAUCACAUGAUAUUUAUCUUAUUUUAUGCUCAGUAUCACACUUAUUUUAGAAUAUAUACACAUAUCACUGUCAUUGUUGAUAAAUUGUAAAAGUAGUCCUGUCUCAUGUGUAGCAGGAUUCAAAGUGACCUCACCGACAAAUGUUAUAGGCAUAUUAAAAAAACCCGCAGUAUCAUUGGAAAAUGAGUGUUGUCGGAAUUGUAAUAGAAUGAUUUAGCGGUACAUUGUCGGAACAUCCCUGAAUUGUCUGGAUUUAAACACCAUAUUAUCAGGUGUGUAGCCGUUAUUGGACAGAUCACUUCAAAUCCAAGCAUAGUUCAGCCGAUCAGCUUAUUUUUCUUCCGUCUGGCUGUAGUGAAAUCACAACUGUAAUAAUUCAGUGUUAUUAAAGGUUCAUAACACCUUUAUUUGAAAUGUGGCUGCCACAUUUUUCUGCCAUGAAUACCAAAACUAUUAAUUUGUUGUUAAAUCUUAUUUUCAAUAAUUGAGCCACGCCAUG
Mercenaria mercenaria is the source of this 2011-nucleotide messenger RNA. RefSeq lists its product as uncharacterized. Lineage: Eukaryota; Metazoa; Mollusca; Bivalvia; Venerida; Veneridae. The transcript is spliced from 2 exons. The record is from RefSeq and is a predicted model, not a curated record. The coding region runs from base 138 to 983 and encodes 281 amino acids.